UGAAGCACUGUUGAGAAACAGAGGACGGAACUUGAAGAGAGCACCGUACCUGAUGGUUCAAGUGGAAAUCUGUUGGAGGGGACUGAUUCCAUGGACUGUACUGGAUUAAUCUUCAAAAUUAGACGAAUCAUUUGUGAAUGGUUUUGGCUUAUUGUAAAGCUUUUCAAUUCAAAGGUUUCUGGUUUUCAAUCUGGAGGAACCAAGACUAAGCUAUUGUUGCACAAGUAGGGAUAUCUUGCCUCUUGGAUACUGGAUCAACCAGAUUCAACAUUGUGACAAUGCCUGUGAUCGUACUAGAGGCCAGUGACUUCACCAGUCCCCUUUUCUUGGUACGGACAUGGGAGGUCUUAUCCGGAUGCAUCACCUUCAGCCUUGUGGCCUCCCUUGAACCUCCUAAGGCUCUGUCCGACCUCCACUCCACAUUCAGGAUCUUCUGCAUGUUCAUCUGGUGCUUCUUCUUCACCCUGACGCUCCUCAUCCACAUUCUCAGCAUCAUCCAGUUUCACAGCCUUAUCCCGGUAUCCUGGAAGAACCUCACUAUGACGACGGCAGUCUUAGGCGCACUCAUGGGUCUCAGUGCCUCUGUGGUUUUCGCCUGGAUGGUGAUGGAUCAUGGAGGGAGGCUGACGCGCACUGUGGCCGCUGCUGUGGCCUCAUGCAUCACCUUCCUGGCCUACUCCUCAGAGACUUACGUCCUUCGCACCCAAGCCCAUGAACAAAGAGGAUACAUGGGCAGCAACCCUGGUCUGCUGAAGAUACUCCAACUCUGGGGAGGCUGUAACAUGAUACCCCUGGUUAUGGAGGUGGUCCACAGCCAGGGGUCUGCAUCGGGACUACCUAGUGAAGUACUAAGUUGGCAGCUGUGGGUUUCCACCGCAUUGUACGGAGUCUGUGUUCUCAUGUCUCUCGUCACUGUUGUGGUGAUAUUAGGAGACUUAGCCGGGCGAUGUUUUUUACCUUUUGACAAAUUCUUGGCUGCUUUCAGUAUGAUUGGGGUGUUGCUCUACAUGGUCGCCACGGUGAUUUGUUUUACUAAGAUCCUGCAGCUGAAAGAACUCGGAAAUAGAGCCCCCACUGGAGUGACAGAACUGAUUAUCAUGGAAACAGUGGUUGCCAGUAUUACACUGUUAGCUUACACAGUGGACCUCGCCUUCUCUAUUAAACUGUUGUGUGACAGGAGUCAUGCAUAAAAUAACACAGUGAAUGUAUUGCAAUAUUCAGAUGUACUGUCCUGAAAAGUCAAGAAAAAAUCAUGUCAUUGGCAAGUAUGUAAAAGUCAAACUAAGUGGACACUUUUGCUGUAAACUAUUGCUGUGUUACCAAUGUAUAUUUCCAUAUAUAAAUUGCUAACUUAUAAGUCCUGUAUAAGUUGUUUAUAAAGCAAACUUAAAGACAAAAAAACUAACAAACUAAUAAUUUAGCAUAAUUGAUCUGACAUGUGAACGUAAGAGGCAGCUAUGUAUCAGGAGGUAGAGCGGGUCAGCCAUUGCAUGUUGUGUAACGUUGCUCCUGAAGGAUGUACAUAAGUAUGUGUGUGAAAGAGAAUUUGACCUUGAUAGACCUUUACCUCUGGCUGUAAACAUGCCAGUGUAUUUACCGGCCAGUCACGGGACAUUUAUGGUAUAAUAAACAUGUGUGAAUUGA
Messenger RNA from Gymnodraco acuticeps, 1644 nucleotides. RefSeq names its product myeloid-associated differentiation marker homolog. Gene Ontology annotation, cellular component: membrane. NCBI's taxonomy places the organism in Eukaryota, Metazoa, Chordata, Actinopteri, Perciformes, Bathydraconidae. The record is from RefSeq and is a predicted model, not a curated record. Bases 279 to 1190 code for a protein of 303 amino acids. The transcript has a single exon.